This is a messenger RNA of Morus notabilis, 1713 nucleotides long. RefSeq lists its product as uncharacterized. The transcript is spliced from 5 exons. The record is from RefSeq and is a predicted model, not a curated record. Lineage: Eukaryota; Viridiplantae; Streptophyta; Magnoliopsida; Rosales; Moraceae. Bases 1 to 1713 code for a protein of 570 amino acids. Gene Ontology annotation, molecular function: protein binding.
AUGGGAACCGAAGAUGUCGGACCAAGCAAAUUGCAAGAUCCGGGACCAGAACAGCAUGCGAACGUAGUAGAUCAGCACAGGAAGCCUUUGCCCUACCUACUGGAAGAUUCCAGAGAGGCAAGACAACAAUAUCUACAUGCAGGGGUUCCCCUAUACAGAGCUGCAUUGAGGGGUGACUGGACAGCCGCUCAAACAAUCAUCAUGGAAGACAAGAAAAUAUUACAUGCGGCUAUUACAAUAGCAGGAGAAACUGUUCUUCACGUGGCCGCAGGAGCGAAAGAUGUUCAUUUUGUGAAGCAAUUGUUGGAUUUGAUGGACGAAGCAGAGGUGGAAUUGCAAGAUUGCAAUGGGAACACCGCCUUUUGCUUAGCUGUUGUAUCUGGAAGUGUAGAAAUUGUUAUGAUUUGGAUGGAAAAAAAUACUGAGUUGCCACUGAUUCCGGGCGGGCGGGGAAACAAGCCACUAAGCCAACAGGAAUGGAUGGACACAUUUUUCGCUUGUAUCCAUUCUGAUUUGCACGGUUUAGCCUUGAAAAUGCUUGACGACAACAGUGCACUGGCCAUCGCGCGUGACGUAAAUGGUGAGACAGCGCUGCAUGUCUUAGCUCGAAAGCCAUUGGCAUUUUUUAAGCGAAAUACAAGCUUAUGCAAGAGCUACUUUAACAGAAGUUUGACAUCCUCAUACCAUACAAAUUCUGUAGAGAGCGAUGCCCUUAAACUUACGAGAGGCAUAUGGAAAGAAAUUUUGGUUUCUUUACCUGACUUGGAGGUAAAGCAACUUAUUGACAAACCAUCAAGAUUUUUAUUUGAAGCGGCCGAAUUAGGGAACUUUCAAUUUUUGGCGGAGCUUAUUCACUCUUACCCUGAUCUGGUAUGGGAAGUGGAUGAGAAAAACCAAACCAUCUUCCAUGUUGGCGUGUUAAAUCGUCAUGCAAACAUCUUCAAUCUAAUACAUGAGACUGGCUCCGUCAAAGAAAUCAUAUUAACCUACGAAGAUGGUGAGAAUAACAAUAUUUCACACCUCGCUGCGACAUUACCGCCUAAACAUAGAUUGAACCCUGAGGUUGGAGGAAUGUUGCAAUUACAACAGGAGUUAUUAUGGUUUGAGGCUGUGAAGAAGAUCAUGCUACCAUCUUACGCAGAAAAGAAAAAUUCUAAUGGCUUAACCCCUCAAGAUUUAUUCACUUUAGAACAUGCCACAAUGCUUAAAGAUGGAGAGAAUUGGAUGAAAAGUACAGCUACAUCAUGCAUGUUGGUUUCCCUGCUUCUUACCACUCUAGUUAUUACAGCGGCCUUCCAUGCUAUAAACAAUAUUAAAGAAAGAACUCCGGUUUCAUCGGACGUUCUCAACGUAUCCGAAUCAGUAGCAUUAGUUUCAUCUUCAAUAUCAACCCUAGUGUUCUUCUCCAUUCUCACAUCAAAUUACGGGAAAAAGGAUUUCCUUUGUUUGCUACCCUUGAAGCUAGUAGUCGGACUUGCUACACUUUUCGUCUCUAUGUCAAGCAUGAUGGCAGCAUUCAUUGGAAGGUUCUCCGUGUCUCUUCCUCGUGAUGGACUAAAGUGGGUUCCUACUCUGACUUUUAUGGGUAUAUCUAUUCCAGUUGCUUUAGUUAUUCUCGUACAACUGUACCAACUUCUAUGGAAAUUGUGGGAUUCUACAUUUGUCUCCAGACCUUUGUCAGGGAAAGGCAAGAAUCAUGUGCUUCAUAAGUAA